AUGUGCCCAUUUAUGAAGGGCUAGCAGCAAAGGGGUCCACAAUGGCAGUGCUUACAUGCUUAGAAAAUGUGGGUCUAUAAAUUUCGCAAGUUUGCCCUUUGGGUGCUCGGGGGAUCUGUCAUAAAGAAAAGGUAACAGGUAUUGGGGUGUUUUUUUGCAUUUGGCACCCUCUCCCCUUCCAAUAGUGUAAUGUCCUAUUCUGAUGAUCCAUUUUGUCUUUUCUCAUCUUCAUGUGCAACAGAACUCAACAGAACCCAAUGUGUAUGGAUCCAUUCCCAUGUCAACUGACACAUCAGACCCACAGUUCAAUCAACAAGUAUAUUUAAUAGGUUCUAUACCCCCAGAAGCAAAAAAAGAAGCUGGCACAUGGUGUACGGCAAGAAGAAAAAAAAUUGUUUGUAUUGUCUCCAGUGUUUGCGUGCUCAUAGCAGCAGCCAUCAUCAUUGCCGUGCUGUAUUCAAUUUAUGCUCCAAUAACAACUCCAAGAUCAAACUGCCAAAAGGCAUGUGGAACCAGUGGAACCUGUGUCCUUUCUUCCCAGUGGUGUAAUGGGGUAUCUGAUUGCCCGAAUAGAGAAGAUGAGGCUAUCUGUUCAGAAUCAAGGGCAUGUCAGAUGACAUGUGGAAGCUCUGGCAUCUGCGUCCUUUAUACCCAGUGGUGUAAUGGCAUUUCCGAGUGUCCUAGUGGAGAAGAUGAAAAAAACUGCGUUCGACUGUAUGGACCAAGCUUCCAGCUGCAGGCCUAUUCUCCUGAAAAUGCAAUAUGGCUGCCGGUGUGCUAUGACAAAUGGAGUGACAUCGCUGGAAAGACCGCCUGCCAGGACAUUGGAUAUAACAUUAGCACCUACUACACGAGCAGUCAGUUGUUGGCCUCAAGUAAUGGAUAUCUCAUGCUCCAAUCAAGUAAUGUGAUGGGCAAGCUGUACAAAAAUCUUAAUUACAGUGCUACCUGCCCCUCUGGGAAUACAGUUUCAUUGCGCUGUAUAAAUUGUGGUUUGUCUACAAAGGUGGAUAGCAGGAUAGUAGGGGGAACAGUUGCCUUCGCAGGAGAUUGGCCUUGGCAAAUAAUUCUUAUGAAGCAAGUCGGUACUAGUACUUAUUUGUGUGGUGGAUCCAUCAUUACACCAUACUGGAUAGUGACUGCUGCUCACUGCAUAUAUGGGUCUACUUCUACUCCUUCUGCUUUUAAAGUAUUUGCUGGUACACUGGGACUGCAAAGCUUUUCUUCUGCUGGCAAUUUGGUGGGAAGAGCACUCGUGCAUCCCAGCUAUACAUCAACUACACAAAACUAUGAUGUUGCUCUGCUGAAGCUUACAACUGCGCUGGUAUUUACUACUAAUCUCAGACCUGUAUGCUUACCUAAUGUUGGGAUGGCAUGGGCAGAGGGACAACCAUGUUGGAUAUCCGGAUGGGGAACUACAUCAGAUGGAGGCAGUAUUUCCUAUUCUCUAAUGGCAGCUUCAGUGCCUCUUAUCUCUUCCACAACAUGUAACCAAGCGGCUGUUUAUGGUGGCGCCAUCACUUCUGCUAUGAUGUGCGCUGGUUAUCUCAAUGGCGGAACAGACACUUGCCAGGGUGACAGUGGUGGACCUCUAGUUACCAAAACUAACUCCUUAUGGUGGCUUGUUGGUGACACAAGCUGGGGAUAUGGAUGUGCCAAAGCCAAUAAACCUGGAGUGUAUGGGAAUGUUACAGUCUUCUUGGAAUGGAUAUACUCACAGAUGCAGAUAUACAGCUGAUGAAACGAACAUCAUGGGUGGAAGAAAAAAAACAUGAAAAAUGGAAAAUAUAAUGCACAAUGGUUAUUUGCUUCUCUGUUUUUUUAUUUCUCUAAUAACUGUUCUUAGGAGCGGAUACCCAAGAAAAUUUCAACUGCAUAUGGACAGUUUUUGUUUUUUUUUGGACACUUAAAUGGUGCAUUCUUAUUUCAGGUUUCAUACUUUAAAAUUAAUUUACAAAUUCAAUAUAUAUAUAUAUGAAAUAAAAUACAG
Xenopus laevis (African clawed frog) is the source of this 1990-nucleotide messenger RNA. It is a transcript of the gene tmprss2.14.S, whose product is annotated as transmembrane serine protease 2 gene 14 S homeolog. Bases 203 to 1738 code for a protein of 511 amino acids. The record is from RefSeq and is a predicted model, not a curated record. The transcript has 13 exons. Lineage: Eukaryota; Metazoa; Chordata; Amphibia; Anura; Pipidae.